Messenger RNA from Durio zibethinus, 601 nucleotides. The record is from RefSeq and is a predicted model, not a curated record. Lineage: Eukaryota; Viridiplantae; Streptophyta; Magnoliopsida; Malvales; Malvaceae.
GAGUUCAUCUUAUUCAGAGAAAUGCUGACCCACUUUAUUUGCCUUAUGUCAAAUUCCGGUUGCACCAAAUUAUUGAUGAACUGAUUUCAUGUUACUGGAAUAUAGGGUUUGCUGGACUUUUGGAAUUCUCAAACCAAGAUUGGAAUUAAAAGGAUGGGAGAGGUUGAUCCCAGACCUUUUAAAGAUGCAUGCAUAAGGAAGUUCUCUGGAGAUUGGGAGCUGAACUCCACUGAAUUAUGCUCUUUAUUGCAAAGCCUUGUUACAAAUCCAGAGAGGUAUCGUUUCAAGAGGGAGCUAAUAGAUGGGAAGUAUCAGGAAACUAUGACUGUGACGACAUUAUGUUGAAGGAAUUGAGAAGUGAGUGGGGUGAUGAGGUUUGCAAGGCUGUAUCUAAUGCAUUGCUGGUAUUGAAUGAGUACAAUGGAAGUGGGAGAUACAUAGUUGUUGAGCUUUGGAGCUUCAAGUAGGGAAGAAAAGCCAGCCUGAAAGAGGCAGUUGAGUGCAUCAUCCAAGAAUUGAAGACCCAAAAAUCUAAUAAACGUAGAAGGUGACACAGCCAUCUAUGCUUGGCCUUUAGUCUUUCACCAUUGCUACUUCUGAA